This is a messenger RNA of Setaria italica (foxtail millet), 516 nucleotides long. RefSeq lists its product as uncharacterized. NCBI's taxonomy places the organism in Eukaryota, Viridiplantae, Streptophyta, Magnoliopsida, Poales, Poaceae. The coding region runs from base 1 to 501 and encodes 166 amino acids. The transcript has 4 exons. The record is from RefSeq and is a predicted model, not a curated record.
AUGGACAAUAACCAGAUUAUGAUUCUAGGAAACAUAUAUCAGACAUGGCUCAAGGACGCAUCUAGCCUUGUCUCAAAAAGGCGUAAAGUUAACAGCAAUUUUGAUUUUAUUCGAUCAACCAAGAUAAGCGAUCUCAUGGACAUGCCCCUGGUUGCUCUAAUGUCUUACUUGGACAAGUCAUCCUCAGAAUUAUAUUAUCCUAAGCUACUUGUGCAGCUCUGGAAGGAAUGCAGUGCAGUCAACUAUGCAAAAGCUUCAUCUUCAGCAGGGCAGCCAUCAUCAUCACAAGAAAAACAGCCUAGAAACUCGACACCUCAUGAAUUUCCACCUCAGACUGAAGGAGAAUAUGAGAUGGAAACAGGACCUCACCUAAUGGACUUCACAGAUGGCAUUGAAAAACUCAGAGGAAACGUGAGUGCGGAGUAUGACAGAGCUUACAAUACCCUGCAUAGUGACCAUAGUGUUACUCAGGGAACUCCUGGUGAGUUGAGAAAUGAAUAAGUUUAAGUUGUGCGU